AUGGCGUACCAUCGAAAUAUUGACAGUCCCCUUUUUGUCAGACAAAGCUCACCACUCAGCUAUGGAUAUCAAUCCAGACCCUGGAAUGAAAAAGUAGCAGGGCCACAGCGGGCAUUGUCUCAUCCCGCCAUACGACUGCAUCAAGGCCGUGCGGAUCGGUCAUCCUCGGAACCGCUGCCAUCAAAGGGACCAGAACCUACUUUCAGUUUUCAGUUAGCCCUACCUCGGUUUUACGUGCCAUACAGAUGGUGGGAAGACGGGGCUUCAAUGAUACUUUGGGCAUUUGACCACCAGGAUAUCAAACGCCUUCUUCGGUUUCGUUUAUAUGAGAAUGACGAGCUUCCUCGUUAUGUACUACAAAACCGCAACGCAGAUGUCGUUUCCGGAUUUCUUGCGUCUUUACUCCCUGCUGAACAAGGGAUAUUUGACCUAGAGUUAUCUCAUCAUGACAAGGUUGAAGAGAUAUUGGAUCUAUGCCAGCUAAGGAACCCGCCUGUUGAACCAUGGAGAUGGCAUCCAAACUAUUCAUAUAACGCUGAACCAAGGAGUAUUGCUUCUUAUAUCGAUGCCGAAAGUUCGCGGCAGUUCCAAGCAGUGCCUUUUGAGGACUGGAUUCGUUAUGCCUUGGGGUAUCCUACUGAGUCUAUUCAAUGGUUCUUCUCCCAACACAAACAGCUUCAUGAUAUAGUCUCAGCGCACCUCGACCUGUUUACUGGGGAGUUCGAUACCUAUGUUGAAGUUGAGAGACACCUUCGAGGUGGCUCCCCGUUUGCACAAUACGUCUUGUUGCAGUGCCUUAGUGUUAGGGGAUUACUAAAUAGUGAAGUCCCCGAUCAAUCCAAUCAAUGGGUCGUAGGGUUUAUCAUUCGCCCUAUCCAGGAAUUAUUCAAGGCCCAUUUAACCGGACUGCCCUCUAUGCUGAAAAAGCUCUCUGUGCUCGCCCUCAGCUUUGAACGUAAAUACCGUACCUCUGUCGAAAUCGAUUGGAGCGCUCCAUUUGAAGCAAACCCAGCUUACCUGAAUGACUUCUUUUCCUUUAGAGAGGUCGAGCCUUUGGCAAGAAAACUUACACAUAUUGAUACAAGGGAGUUCUCCCCCCUUUCAGUACAAAGCUUCGUGGAAGAUACUGUCACAUUACGAUCCCUGUCGGGUAGAUGGCAUCUACUUUGCUCUUCUACCGAGGAAUGCUGCCUGGCGCUUCCAGAAAUGGCUAUAUUCUUCAAAAAUUGCAUUCGUGUUUUACACAGAUUGAGGAAUUACUACUCGGCCACAGCCAUACUUUAUGGUCUUCAGAAAGCAAACAUGAACGUCUUUGACCCAUUUUUGGAGCUGGGGCAUGAGCCCGAACAAUCUCAUCAUGAGUUCUCCACUCAUUACUUUGAGCUAAUGGAUUCGACUGGUAACUACGCCUUGUACAGAGAAACUAUGCGAACGCAGCCCGGAAUCCCUUUCCUACUCCCGCAUAUUGUGGAAUACCAAUCAAAUGGGGAAGAUGCAAUUGCUACCAUGUUCCCUCUUUGCAUACAUUGA
Messenger RNA from Microsporum canis CBS 113480, 1530 nucleotides. RefSeq lists its product as hypothetical. NCBI's taxonomy places the organism in Eukaryota, Fungi, Ascomycota, Eurotiomycetes, Onygenales, Arthrodermataceae. Bases 1 to 1530 code for a protein of 509 amino acids. Gene Ontology annotation, biological process: small GTPase-mediated signal transduction. The transcript is spliced from 3 exons. The record is from RefSeq and is a predicted model, not a curated record. Gene Ontology annotation, molecular function: guanyl-nucleotide exchange factor activity.